AGGGAAAGCAUAUCAAGAAAAAAAAUGUCAAUAAAUAAGUUUUACUUUUUUUAGAGCCUCAAUUCUAAAAAUUGUUGCCCAACAGUGUAUGUGUACAUGGACUUGUUCCAAAUACUGAACGUGGAUGUGAAAAAUGGAGUGGGGGAGAUUAAGUUUUUUCUCUACGUCUACUACACAUCACCAAGUGCUGCUUGGGAUCCCAGUUUAUAUGGAGAUGGAUCUAUGGAUAUAAUUUUGGUACCAGCAGGAACUUUCUGGAGCCCCGACAUUGUGAUGUUGCAGACGACUGAGCAGACGUACAGUGGCUUCAGUCGCCAGGGAGUAUACAGCAACGGUACAGUGGUUGCAUAUUCUUCUCUCUUGACAAUGAAGAUGUCCUGUGCUUUUGAUGUCUCCAAAUUCCCUGCCGAUCAGCAGACUUGUCAACUGAAAGCCACACAGUUCUUGUCGACGAGCAGCAACUACCGAAUGGCCGUUGAAGCGAGCUUUUGGAAUGCGGAAUCUGAGAAAUACGAGUUGCCACUUGAUAAUUACAUGAUAAAUGACCAAUGGAUUCUGGAGUUUCCAGCGAUAAUGGCAACGGAAACUAGAAUAUGGAAUGGGAACAUCUUGAAUGGAGUGAUUUCAGAGAUCAGGAUCCGACGCAGACCUGAGUUCUUUACCGCUGCUCUCAUCUUUCCAUUUGCAGCUCUGUAUUUUCUGUCUUCCCUCACUUUCUUCAUCCCGGUGGAAUCCGGUGAAAAGGUUUCGUUCGCGGUCACAGUUCUGCUGGCUCAGAUGGUCAUUUUCGGAAGUCUCCUUGACAUGCUCCCUUUUAGCUCCGUGAAUCUUCCCUUGGCAAUAAAAACUAUGCGGCUAGUGUUCGUACAUUUGUCUGCAAACUGUCUGUCGGCUGUCUUGGUUUUUUCAUCGGCCAACCCAGUCACUCAGCAGCCGGGUCAAGCCCCACCGUAUGCCCAAAGCAACUUUGGAGGAGGGGGUGGAAUGCAGUUGAAUGAGUCGACGCAGAAACUUCUGUUUCAUCCCUUCCCGUCAAUAGCUCACGUGGGUGGACAGCCUUUCAAAAUAUACGACGAGCGGGCUCCCAACGCAGGCAGCGAGGUGUUGCACUUUGGCGUGCAGCAGCCAGUUUGUCAGUGUGGAGCGAUGUGUUGCUUGCUAACUGGCAGAGAAGGCAUGGCUGCCCUCUCCGACCAGUCCAGAAGUCUCAUCGUGAACUUCUCCAUCAACACUCACUGUAUAUGUGCAUAUUACAUGUAUGGAUGUCCCCAGGCCGCCUGCUCGUGGUGUCCAGGCAGCUUCUGUUGGCCUCGCUACAAGUUAGAUGUACAGGGUUGGAACACAUCAGAUGUGCAUCUGCAGUCGAUGGGCGCCGGAUGUUGCGACAGGAGGAACCUGAACUACAGUGUUACCGACGCAGAGGGUCGGCAGCUUCUUUAUACCAGUUCUACGGGAGAUCAAUAUGUAGGAAAUCUGUUCUACGAGAUGUUCCUGGGCGAAGGGAGGAGGGCGGCUACUCUGUCUCGUCUUAGUGACGACAUGCUGGCAUUGGAGUUCACUACAAGCGCUAGCACAGAAGAAAAGAGGCUAAUUACUGGAGCAGCUGCUGCAAUAGCAACUGCACACUUCAUUCGAUAUGUCCCCAUUAGACGUCGAUAAAUUUUUAAUAUAAUGAAUGAAAAGUAAGUUUUGUAAAUACAAAAGAAUGAACCACUCAGCCGAUAUCUCCCCAUUAGACGGUAAUAAUUAUCGGAAACAAAAAAAAGAGGAAAGUUUUGUGAAUAUGAAAACAAAUAAACAGUACUAGCUUUCGCUAGAAGACCUAAAAUUGUAUAUUUCUUUAUUAACUUGUUGGGUGAGCAUUGUAGAAAUGAGGAAUGAAAAAUUCAAGUUGAUCUUUUAUUAUGCUGAAUUCAAUAACUUCAAUAAAUCAUUGAUUUAUUUUUCUCCGAAAGCACUCGGAGUUGGUCAAGCACGAGCUCGAAAUCACUUCAGGCUGCUGUAUCUCCGAGGCAAUUAGCAGGUAAAAUGAAGCAUCGUGUACUGAAGUUUUAUGGGCUAAGCGAGCUGCUGUAUCCGAUCGAUCUCAGUUUUAGCCAGGAUAUUUUAUAGAGUAAGAAAUUUUUGCUCAAAAGAAAACACUGAAGCUUUAUAAAAGCUGAACCAUGCUAUUUUAAAUGACAACUCGAAAAAUAUAAACAAGUUUAGAUUCCGAUAAUAUUCUGACUUCUGAUAACCUAUUCUUGGUGAUUAUGCUUAUAUUCCCUCGCUCAACAACUAAAUAUUU
Symsagittifera roscoffensis is the source of this 2287-nucleotide messenger RNA. RefSeq names its product acetylcholine receptor subunit alpha-like 1. The record is from RefSeq and is a predicted model, not a curated record. Gene Ontology annotation, cellular component: synapse; plasma membrane; neuron projection. Gene Ontology annotation, biological process: signal transduction; chemical synaptic transmission; regulation of membrane potential. Gene Ontology annotation, molecular function: transmembrane signaling receptor activity; transmitter-gated monoatomic ion channel activity involved in regulation of postsynaptic membrane potential; excitatory extracellular ligand-gated monoatomic ion channel activity. Lineage: Eukaryota; Metazoa; Xenacoelomorpha; Acoela; Convolutidae. The transcript is spliced from 8 exons. Bases 97 to 1659 code for a protein of 520 amino acids.